CUCGUGGCUUGGACUCUUCCAGAUCCCGUUGCCAGGCUCUCAUCUCAUUAAAACUGCCGCCAUUGCUUCAACCAACACUCCAACCUUCCGCUAUCUAUCGCCACCACUUUAAAUUGCCAACACACGAAUCCAUCACAACCAAGGCCUUCCCUGCCGCUCUCCGCCGCCCUUUCGAGGACAGACAACAACAUACUGACCGUGCUCCGGUCAUCCACGCGAUACCAAUCGAACUUUGUGGAAGUGCCGUCACAGCCACGUUUUCCGCCAUCACCAGCACUACCAUUACACUCCUUGUGACCAUUUUGCUGCGCGAGGACUCUAUAACACGACCUCUUCGAGUGUCAGGUUUCUAAUAUCCUCACCUACACGAGCACUUUCCCUUCCAAACAAACGAGAUGUGGAGUUGGUUUGGCGGGGCAUCCGCGCAGUCGAGGAAGGAUGCGCCGAAGAAGGCGAUCCUGAACCUGCGGCAGCAGCUGGACAUGUUAAAAAAGCGCGAGGCCUAUCUGGAGAGUCAGAUGGCGGAGCAAGAUGCGUUGGCGCGGAAGAACAUUUCGACAAAUAAGACAGCCGCCAAAGCCGCUCUCCGGCGCAAGAAGCUACACGAGCGAACUUUAGAACAGACCUCUGCGCAGAUCACGCAGAUAGAACAACAAAUAUACUCGAUUGAAGCCGCCAAUAUCAACCAAGAAACGUUGAACGCAAUGAAGAGCGCCGGAGCAGCCAUGAAACAAAUCCAUGGCAACCUUACCAUCGACAAGGUCGACCAGACCAUGGACGAGCUGCGUGAGCAACACGCUCUCGGGGAAGAAAUCGCCAACGCCAUCACCAACGCACCCAUUGGUGAGCCCAUUGACGAGGCUGAUCUUGAGGAAGAGCUGGAGGGACUGGAGCAAGAAGCCAUGGACGAAAGGAUGCUCAAGACCGGACCCACUCCUGUCACCGGCGAGGUCAACCGGCUGCCUGCCGUUUCUACAGGUCCGAUAGGCAACAAGCCCUCGACCGUCGAGGAGGACGAGGAAGAAGAGCUCCGCAAGCUGCAAGCCGAGAUGGCCGUGUGAGGAAUCAAGUUCGGUCAGGAUUAGUGUUACGCAGGAUGAUGAUCAUGCCCUUCUGUGUUUUGUCCCCUUGUUUCUUGCCCGGAGUGCCUGCGUUCCACCAACUUGAGAUUCCGCACAUACCAUUACAAUCCAAAUCUUGCUGCUCGGGAUGUCGUACUCUUCAGCGAUCGGACGUCUUCCGAGACCUUGACUUCAGGACUAUCGCGCAUAUAGGAGGACAUGCGUCUGCUUAGUAGACGGCGCGCUUUCGCAAGUUGAGGGAAGGCAAGUUCGCAUCGUUGAUUGAUAUACCAGUAAUAGGAUUCGGGUGUCUUAUGGACCCGUCUGAAGGAUUUUAUCUAUUACCGGGAAUACCACUGGCUCUGCUUCGACCAUACUUUGGUUUUUCCUAUCUGGCUCUGGUCGCCCAAGAAGUCUGGGCAGACGAGAAGGGGUGUAAAGCAAAUUCAAUUGUGCUCAUUGCCGAAAUUCAGCACCUACAGAACCCGCAGAAUGGUGACUUUUUGAAACCUUCCAGGAUUUGCAAUAACGGGAUUGCAAUUUCACGCUCCAUGUCCGCCCAAGUUCAUAAAUCCCAAGGAUGCUGAUAUGUAAGAUACCGUUUUUCUUUUCGUUUUCGCAUGAUGACUUUGUUCGCUUGCGACACAGUGCGCUCGCGCGUUGCCACCGACGUCCUUAAGACGUAAAUGUCAUGCUCUUACCGGC
Molecule: messenger RNA, 1766 nt
Organism: Exophiala dermatitidis NIH/UT8656
Lineage: Eukaryota; Fungi; Ascomycota; Eurotiomycetes; Chaetothyriales; Herpotrichiellaceae
Exons: 3
Coding region: 396-1061 (221 amino acids)
Biological process (GO): vesicle budding from membrane; late endosome to vacuole transport via multivesicular body sorting pathway
Cellular component (GO): multivesicular body; cytoplasmic side of plasma membrane; ESCRT III complex
Source: RefSeq, a predicted model, not a curated record